AAACAGCGCAGGAGUAUGUUCUUCGUAGCACAAUAGGUAUGGGAAUCGUACUUGAUUAAAACAUGAAAGCAUCAAUGUUUGAUAGCCAACACCUAGAAAUAUAUCACAUCGAUCGAUAUCAACGCCUCGUAUCCGCCACUGCACACUAUUGCAGCUACGGGUACGACGUACCAGCAUCCGCCGCCCACUUUACAUCGAUCCCCCAAGAACCCUGGCCAGAUGUGGGUUUGCCGUGGCUUUGAUCCGGAGUCACAAGGAUUAAUUUUUCCUCUCUGCGGAGCCCAAGCAAACCCACAAUUGACGCCCAACCAGCGACCAUUUGACUCAUGCCUUGGACAGCGCUGCACCGGUUGCAUGAACCGAGCAGGCAGCAAAGGGAAGCCUAGAAAAUCAGGACAGGCUUGGAUGCAAGAAGAAGGAAAAAUGAAAGGCACCCGGAAAACUUCUGGCCCCUGCUUGUUGGGCAGUCUCAGAGAAGAUCCGCUCACAGCCUCAUUCUUUCCAGCGGCGCCACCUCAGCGACUUACAUGUAUGUGCCUUGAGAUUCGUAUGCGCUGCCAGCCAAUCUGCAGCCAGUAUCAGGAGCUUUGUUUGGUUCUCGUUUCUGCAACGGUGAGGCUACAUAAAUGUACCCUUGACAUGUGCGCUGUCGUUACUCUUCUGGCAGCUUGCAGCUCACAUCGUCUAUCCGAUGCAUGGUUCCGCACAAGGUCUCUUUGCUCCGAAAGUAGACGAGGCGGCAGCCAGCGCGGCAGAGCCCGAGCCACUUAAAGGCCGAUACGGGACUGCUUGAUAUGCGUAUGCUGUGGGACACGCGGAUGAAUCGACCAGUGAUGCUGCCGAGCUACACAGGUAUUGUAGUUAUAGUAGUAGCUUUGCCUGAGUGCUACAAGAUAGGCUAGGACGUGAUCGAAGUACCGGCAUAGACAACAUAUCUCAAUACUAGCUGGCUAAGUAUUCAACCUUACCUGUUCUCUCUCUAUGGAGACGAACGAACAGUGCUACUGCCAAACCUUGGCACCGGCGUUUACUAUCAGGCAGUGCUACACCCGGCACUCGUACGAUGACGACGGCUUUGAUUCACUGACUUCAUCCAAAGGAG
This is a messenger RNA of Trichoderma asperellum CBS 433.97, 1102 nucleotides long. The record is from RefSeq and is a predicted model, not a curated record. Lineage: Eukaryota; Fungi; Ascomycota; Sordariomycetes; Hypocreales; Hypocreaceae.